CUCGAGAUGAUCGCUUUUAAUUUGGCGAGAGCAAAUCACGUUCACCGCCAGUUCAGUUCAGUGAGAUUUCCCAUCGCGUUCGGAAAUACAGAUUUGGAGACAGGUCGAUUGGGAAAAACGGAGCACUAGCAUAGCGCAGGGCUACUCGGCUGCGGAGGCGGAGUUUGAAGCAGGCCCGGCAGCUCCGGAAGAUGGAGGGCAGCAAACCACUGAUCGAGAGCAAGCACUGCCUCUCGUUAAAAUGUGUUCUAUUUCUAUUUUAUGGAGGUUUGGGAUGCAUCUAUCCCUUCCUCCAGUCCAACAUGGCCCACAAGGGCUUUGACUUCAACGAGAUCUACUCGAUAUCGGCCAUCAUUCCGAUAGCGGCCCUGUUCGGUCCGCUGGUGUUCGCCGUACUGGUGGACAAAUGGGCCACGUCCAGCGCGUUUGCCUACGGCAAGCGGGUUCGCAUCCUGACCGCGGUCAGUUUGAUCGCAUCGAUCAUACUCUAUGUGGUGUUGAUGUUCGGCGUCAGCCGGAAUCCCCCUCCCGGCUUGUGCGAGCCUCAGGUGAGCUUCAUGUGCAACAAGAAGGGAGCCUAUCUGAUGCAGGAGAAAUGCUCGGCUGAAGGAGUGUGCCACGAUUGGGACUAUAAUAAGGCAGGCAUACUAAAUCUCGAGAACUGUGCCUACAAGUGCCAACAGGAUGUCCAGUUCGAAAGCACUUGCUACGACCGUUUGGAGCUAGAGAGUCGUACGGCUGCAAUUCAAGAUCAAGAAUCGGACAACGACGACAUUGGCGACGUCGUGGAAGAAUCGGAAACUAUUCGCACGGAUGAAGGAAGCGGCGAUACUGGUAAACCACACAGCAAUGAUCUUGAUGGCGAUGGUAUUCCGAACGAUCAGGACCCGGAUGACGAUAACGAUGGCAUCCCGGACACACAGGAUAACGACGAUGACAAUGACGGAAUACCGGAUGCGGAAGACAUGGACGACGAUAACGAUGGUAUUCCGGACAGCAAGGAUCCAGACUCGAAGAUAACGGCAAACGAUUUGGAUGGAGACGGAAUUCCUAAUGAUCAAGACGACGACGAUGAUAAUGAUGGCAUUCCGGACAGUGAAGAUAGUGAUGAUGAUAAUGAUGGAAUCAUCGACGCCGAAGAUGAUGACGAUGACAACGAUGGUAUUCCGGAUAGUGAAGACACCGAUGGAAAACGUCGCAGCAAUGAUUUUGAUGGCGACGGAAUUCCAAAUGAUAAAGACGACGACGAUGAUAAUGAUGGCAUUCCGGACUUGCUGGAUGACGAUGAUGACAAUGAUGGUAUCGUGGACGCCGAGGAUGACGACGAUGACAACGACGGUAUUCCGGAUAGUGAGGAUAAGGAUGGAAAAUCCUCAAGCAAUGAUCUUGAUGGCGACGGAAUUCCAAAUGAUAAAGACGACGACGAUGAUAAUGAUGGCAUUCCGGACGUGCUGGAUGACGAUGAUGACAAUGAUGGUAUCGUGGACGCCGAGGAUGACGACGAUGAUAACGACGGUAUUCCGGAUAGUGAGGAUAAGGAUGGAAAAUCCUUGAGCAAUGAUCUCGAUGGCGACGGAAUUCCCAAUGAUCAAGAUGACGACGAUGAUAAUGAUGGCAUUCCGGAUAGUGAAGAUAGUGAUGAUGAUAAUGAUGGAAUCAUCGACGCCGAAGAUGAUGACGAUGACAACGAUGGUAUUCCGGAUAGUGAAGACACCGAUGGAAAACGUCGCAGCAAUGAUUUUGAUGGCGACGGAAUUCCAAAUGAUAAAGACGACGACGAUGAUAAUGAUGGCAUUCCGGACUUGCUGGAUGACGAUGAUGAUAAUGAUGGUAUCGUGGACGCCGAGGAUGACGACGAUGACAACGACGGUAUUCCGGAUAGUGAGGAUAAGGAUGGAAAGUCCUCAAGCAAUGAUCUUGAUGGCGACGGAAUUCCAAAUGAUAAAGACGACGACGAUGAUAAUGAUGGCAUUCCGGACGUGCUGGAUGACGAUGAUGACAAUGAUGGUAUCGUGGACGCCGAGGAUGACGACGAUGACAACGACGGUAUUCCGGAUAGUGAGGAUAAGGAUGGAAAAUCCUUGAGCAAUGAUCUCGAUGGCGACGGAAUUCCCAAUGAUCAAGACGACGACGACGAUAACGACGGAAUUCCGGACUCACAGGAUGAUGAUGAUGAUAAUGAUGGGAUCGUCGAUACCGAGGAUGAUGAUGACGAUAAUGACGGUAUUCCCGAUAGCGAGGACCUUGAUGCAAAAUCUCGUGGAAACGAUUUUGAUGGCGAUGGUAUUCCCAAUGACAAAGAUGAUGACGACGAUAAUGAUGGCAUCCCAGACAGUGAGGAUCCUGAUGACGAUAAUGAUGGAGUUCCCGAUGUGAAAGAUACGGACGAUGACAAUGACGGAAUCCCGGAUUACAAGGAUAAGGAUUCGAAAUACGAUAUCAACGAUUUAGAUGGGGAUGGUAUUCCCAAUGAGUUAGAUGAUGAUGAUGACGGUGAUGGAAUUCCAGAUGCAGAAGAUGACGAUGAUGAUAAUGAUGGCAUCAAGGAUGACGAGGAUAUCGAUGACGACAACGACGGUAUUCCGGAUGAUAAGGAAGGCCAACCAAUUAAUAACGAUCUUGAUGGAGACGGUAUACCCAAUGACGUAGAUGAUGACGAUGACAAUGACGGCAUUCCAGAUACAGACGAUCAGGACGACGACAACGAUGGAAUUCCCGAUGCCGAAGAUGCUGAUGAUGAUAAUGAUGGUAUACCGGAUAUUCUGGACGCAAACUCACGCAAUGCCAACGAUUUGGACGGUGAUGGUAUUCCGAACGAUCUAGAUGACGAUGAUGAUAAUGAUGGCGUCAAAGAUACGGAUGAUAAUGAUGAUGACAACGAUGGCAUUCCGGAUGCAGUGGAUAAUGAUGACGAUAACGAUGGAGUUCCUGAUGAGAACGAAGGUUUGGUUCAAUAUGUCGCUCCACAGAUUUGUCACGAUCCUGCUGUAGAUAACUCAGACGAAGACGACGAAGAUGAUGAGGAGCAAUGCUAUACUUUUGACGGCAAAACGAUCAAGGUUAAGGCUUCAAUUGACGAACAUAACGAGCGGGAUGAUGUUGAGGAAUGCGUCUAUCCAUUGGAUGGAUUCAAAUGUCACAUUGACAAAGCCUGGAUCAAGGACCAAGAGCAAGGAUGUAAACCUGUCAUAGAAUGCUCUCUAAGCAAGGCCUAUGCCCACAAUUCCAGCCUUCUGUAUGGAACAGAAUGUGACGGUGAUGAAGACAACGACGGUGACGAUGACCGAGGCGACUCUACGUACUAUUACUACCUAUCCGUUCGUUCCUUGUUGGACUUUUUCCUGCUAGCAGCGCUCACUUUGUUCAACACAAUUAUCGUCGUCACUACCCGUGAUGCGUCAACGGGUAUCGCAGAUUUCGGUCGCCAGUUGGUUUGGGGUGCAAUUGGUUGGAUCAUAUUCUUCAAUGACGACUAUGAGCAACCGUACUUCUGGUUCAUCAUCUUGAACACUAUUGCUGCUGUUAUUCUUCUUAGUCCACUACAGAUGGAUCUUUCACCUCCCGAAGAAUGGUGGAAGUUCAAGACAGUUCCUCAGAAGUUCUUCUCCGGGCCAGCUUUCAUCAAGUAUGGCAAACAAUCUUGGCUGCCCUUCCUAAUCACUAUUGGUUUGGGUUCACUGUGGAGUAUCAUUGACUCGAUCGACAAAUCUCACAUGGUUGAUAUCCCGAAAGAUGCUGCUACCGAUGGGUCCGCCUUCAGAACCGUUUUCAGAACCCUACUUCUGGCUGGUGAUCUCCUCGCGAUUCCGGUGUUAGUUUUCUCCCAGCGAAUCAUUCAAGUUUUCGGCACAUGUAAGAUCCUUGUGGCAGCUUUCCUUGCUCUGGUUCUUCGCUUCAUCCUACUGGCCAUUUUUGACUGGGAAUACUGGGAUAUCAUCGAAGAUGCCCUACUGCCGGCUACUCUUGGUUUGACAUGGGUGACCUUGGUACUGCAUUUCCGUGAUAUACUUCCCAGAAAGGUUACCGCCAUUGCCCAAUCAUUGCCGGUGAUCGCCCAUUUUGGAUUUGGUCGGUUCUUUGGUGCCCUGAUCGGUAUCGAGAAUGAUUACGAUAACUUGGAGAAUGAUUACGAGGUUUUAGCUGGAGUUCUGUUCGCCAUUACGAUCCUCAGUAUUGUGCUGUAUCGCUAUCGGGAGAUCAUAUUGACACAAAUCGGACAGUAUAUACCGGCAUUGAAACCUUGUGAAAAGGAAAAGGUUUUGAAAGUUGGGAAGGGAGAAACCGAUGUCUGAGGUUACAUGAAACCACUAAUGGAUUGCUAGAAUGUUAUUUGGGAGAUCUUCGCACGUUUUUUUUUUCUAAUGCGGUCCACCGGAGUGGAAAAAAGAGUCGACAUUGAAAAAAGGAGGUCGAGACAGUAGUGUUAAGCAAAGCGGUUGUGUUUGAGAUUUAGAUUUUAUUUAUAACAUUUUGCUAUGAUAAACUCAAGACAAGUUCACUUGUGAAAUAAAGACUUUGUUGAUUGGCGUUGA
Messenger RNA from Armigeres subalbatus, 4532 nucleotides. RefSeq lists its product as uncharacterized. The transcript has 16 exons. Lineage: Eukaryota; Metazoa; Arthropoda; Insecta; Diptera; Culicidae. Gene Ontology annotation, molecular function: calcium ion binding. Bases 192 to 4292 code for a protein of 1366 amino acids. Gene Ontology annotation, cellular component: membrane. The record is from RefSeq and is a predicted model, not a curated record.